AUGGGAACAAAUCCGCCUUUGAGGAAUUUUCUUUCUGUUUUUCUUUUUAUUUUUAUUUUUUUACCGUGCCAUUUCUUUUCUUUUCAUCACUUUUUUCCCUACCUUCUUUUUUGUUUUUCUUUACUUUUCAGUCUUUAUCUUUCAUUUUCAUUCAGUCUUUCUCUUUCAUUUUUCAUUUUCAUUCAUUCUUUUUCUUUACUUUUUCAUUUUCAUUCAGUUUUUCUUUCAUUUUCGUUCAGUCUUUUUUCAUUUUUCACCUUCAUUAGGUAUUUUCUUUUUCAUAUUUCAUUUUCAUUCAGUCUUUUUUUCAUUUUCAUUCAGUCUUUUUCGUUCAUCUUCAUUCAGUCUCUUUUUCUUUCAUUUUUCAUUUUAAUUCAGUCUUUUUCGUUCAUUUUUCAUUUUCAUUCAGUCUUUUUCGUUCAUUUUCAUUCAGUCUUUUUAUUUCAUUUUCAUUCAGUGUUUUUCUUUCAUUUUUCAUUUUCAUUCAUUUUCAUUGUCGUUCAUUUUUCAUUUUCAUUUCGUCAUUUUCUUUCAUUUUCAUUCAGUCUUUUUCUUUCAUUUUUCAUUUUCAUUCAGUCUUUUUCUUUCAUUUUUCAUUUUCUUUCAUUUUCAUUGUUUUUUCUUUCAUUUUUCUCCUUGAUUCUUUCUAGUCCUUUCUCAUUUUUUCUCUCAUUUUUCUUUCAUUUUCCUUCUCACUUCAUUCUUUUCAUUUUUCUUUUUUUUAAUUAA
This is a messenger RNA of Acanthosepion pharaonis, 729 nucleotides long. Lineage: Eukaryota; Metazoa; Mollusca; Cephalopoda; Sepiida; Sepiidae. The record is from the annotation of a GenBank genome assembly.